ACAUCUUACCGACGAGGAUAAGAUCGCCUAUCUCCGCGAAUGCCUAAAGCGAGGAAUGAAAUUCGACAUGGCCAACUGCCAUACUAAAAACUUCAACGACUUCGUCGACGCGUGCCGUAUAACGGAAGAGAAUACCACCGAUGCUCGCAACUACGGAGGACGCCAACGCGUCUCUGACUCACCACGCGGUGGGAGCAGAGGUCGUAAAAGCUACAGCAAUGGCCAUAGCAACGGCAACAGCAACGGAAAUGGCUACAAGAACGGCCACCACAAGAGGUCCAGCAGCGGCAGCAGCCACAGCAAUGGCUACAGCAACGGCCAUAGCAGCAGCCAUAGCAACGGCCAUAUCUACGGCAACAGUAACUUGUACUGGCCUUACGGCCGGACUAAAUUCCAACGAGAGGAAUUAAAGGCUGAACGCAGAUGUUUCGUUUGCCUUAAGCCAGGUCAUAUGGCUAACGCAGACGACGCUCCGUGCAAGGGACAGAAACCUACUAAGAUGACCGAGAACGUCCUCGCGUACGACACGGGGCAGAAGGCUCCUCACCCGAAGCCCCGAGUGGACGACUACCCCGAGUCAUCCGAUUCGGAAAACUGAAACCCUCCGGCGAUAGUCGCGCCAGACAUCCACCCGGCCUUUAGAGGUCUUCCCGGUGGCGUGCACGGUCCCACCUCAUGCACGAUUUGAUAUCAGCACACUCGAAC
Messenger RNA from Eremomyces bilateralis CBS 781.70, 705 nucleotides. RefSeq lists its product as uncharacterized. Lineage: Eukaryota; Fungi; Ascomycota; Dothideomycetes; Eremomycetales; Eremomycetaceae. The transcript has a single exon. The coding region runs from base 56 to 598 and encodes 180 amino acids. The record is from RefSeq and is a predicted model, not a curated record.